Molecule: messenger RNA, 1162 nt
Organism: Micropterus salmoides (largemouth bass)
Lineage: Eukaryota; Metazoa; Chordata; Actinopteri; Centrarchiformes; Centrarchidae
Gene: mesd
Product: mesoderm development LRP chaperone
Exons: 3
Coding region: 25-678 (217 amino acids)
Biological process (GO): protein folding
Source: RefSeq, a predicted model, not a curated record
AAUCAGAACAGACCAUCUGUAAACAUGGCGUCUGACUUCAGGUGGAGAUGUGUAGCGUUCCUACUCUGCACAUAUUUGCUUUGUGUUUUAGCGACUGGUAGCAAAGAAAAUCCCAAGAAAAAGAAGGACAUCCGAGACUACAAUGAUGCAGAUAUGGCACGGCUCCUGGAGCAGUGGGAGAAGGAUGAUGACAUUGAAGAAGGUGACCUCCCGGAGCACAAGAGGGCUCCUCCUCCUAUCGAUUUCUCAAAGGUGGACCCGUCCAAGCCUGAGGAGCUGCUUAAGAUGUCCAAGAAGGGCAGGACUCUGAUGGUUUUUGCAACAGUGUCAGGGGAUCCCACUGAGAAGGAGACAGAGGAGAUCACAGGCCUGUGGCAGGGCAGCCUUUUCAAUGCCAACUUUGAUCUUCAGAGGUUUGUGGUGGGCUCAAACAGGGUGAUCUUCAUGCUGCGGGACGGCAGCAUGGCCUGGGAGGUCAAAGACUUCCUCGUUGCCCAGGAACGCUGUGCGGAUGUCACUGUGGAGGGACAGGUGUUCCCCGGGAAGGCUGCUCAGAAGAACGGCGCCAAAUACAAGCAGCAGAAUGCAGUCAACGCAAAGAAGAGCAAGAAGAAGACAGAGAGCAAGACGCCCGACUUGGCGGGGAACAGCGCCAGCCAUCGGAAACAGGAGCUGUGAUGGAAUAACACAGAGUAGGGGACGAGUCACAAGUUCCAUCUCUUCUGGCCUUAGGAGUGCUCAUUCUCACAACCAUUAUGUGAUCAAUGAACUCGUAAGCAGGACCACAUGAAGAUGCAGUGGUUCAGAGUCAGUGGUGUGACUGAACUAAUAAACCCUGUUGGGUACAUUUCCCUGACUGCAGAGCUGGUAUCUUUUCUCCACCACUGCCUCAUUGGAACAAUGACAAGUACAUUCUUGAAGUCAUCAUUCUUUGUCACAGAGUGGUAACAAGCUCUUUAAAUCAGUUGUAAUGUCAGUGCUGGCUGAUUUCUUUACUUAUUUUCUGUUUGAUUGUCACCAAAUGAAAAUCAAUAAAUGCACAUAGUUUUUGAAAGGUACUCAAGGAGAGGUUUGCAUUAAUGAUAUUAAACAGCUAAAACAAAAUGACUUCACCAUCAUGGGAUACAGCUUUUUCUCAGGACUGAAUAAAUGAAUGAAUGAA